Molecule: messenger RNA, 820 nt
Organism: Apus apus (common swift)
Lineage: Eukaryota; Metazoa; Chordata; Aves; Apodiformes; Apodidae
Product: histone H2B 8
Exons: 1
Coding region: 25-405 (126 amino acids)
Cellular component (GO): nucleosome
Molecular function (GO): protein heterodimerization activity; structural constituent of chromatin; DNA binding
Source: RefSeq, a predicted model, not a curated record
GACAGGUAGUGACAGUCUUGUAAGAUGCCGGAGCCAGCUAAAUCCGCUCCUGCUCCCAAGAAGGGCUCCAAGAAAGCCGUCACCAAGACGCAGAAGAAGGGAGACAAGAAACGUAGAAAGACUAGGAAAGAGAGCUACUCGAUCUACGUGUACAAGGUGCUGAAGCAGGUGCACCCGGACACGGGCAUCUCGUCCAAGGCCAUGGGCAUCAUGAACUCCUUCGUCAAUGACAUCUUCGAGCGCAUCGCCGGCGAGGCCUCUCGCCUGGCGCACUACAACAAGCGCUCCACCAUCACGUCGCGGGAGAUCCAGACGGCCGUGCGGCUGCUGCUGCCCGGCGAGCUGGCCAAGCACGCCGUCUCCGAGGGCACCAAGGCUGUCACCAAGUACACCAGCUCCAAGUAGAGCGUCUCGGAUCGUCAGUUUUUAACCCAAAGGCUCUUUUAAGAGCCACCCACCUUCUCAGUAAAAGAGUCGUUAGCACUGGUUCGGUUCGGUGAGUGGUGCUUGUAUUUAACGCUUUUUAAAUUAGCAGGCUCGGAUGUACUGAUUGAUGCUGGGGAAAGCGUCACGUUAAAGCACCGGUAAUGAUUGGGGUCGUGUUGUGCGUGCCCUGCUCCGACUGUUUGUCAGGCAGAUCCUACAGCUAAACGCUAAGCACUUAAUAAAGUUCUGAAGCUAUUAGACAUUUUCUUUCACAUUUCAGAGUACUCUUAGCGCUAGCUUUCGAGCAAGUACAAAGAAAAAUGCACCGCAGGGUUUUUUUGUUGUUUUUCUUUUUCCGUGCCUUUUCGAUGUCAAUUAAAGCUUUUGUUCACUU